Messenger RNA from Styela clava, 1948 nucleotides. Its product is annotated as kelch-like protein 24. NCBI's taxonomy places the organism in Eukaryota, Metazoa, Chordata, Ascidiacea, Stolidobranchia, Styelidae. The record is from RefSeq and is a predicted model, not a curated record. Gene Ontology annotation, molecular function: protein binding.
AGUGGAUAAUAUAUCGCUAUUUCAUGUUUCCACAGCCUAAUAAGCUCUAAUAUCAAGAUGGAGCAUUCCAACAAAAAUAGUGAUGAUUGUGAAAAAAUUGAAAAGAUCUCAAAAGUUGAAGAAUUGGAAGAAUUGGGAUUUCCGUCUGAUUUUAUUAUCAAAGUCGAAGAAUUUUCUUUUCCUGUACAUCGAGUAAUCAUAGCAGCUGCAUCUAACUAUUUUCGUCUUAUGCUGUCUAGUCAGAUGAAGGAAUCUAAAGAUGGUUGUGUUGUAAUGAAGGAAGUUGACCCACAUGCAACCAAGAAAUGUAUUGCUUUUAUGUACCAUUCAGAAAUGCCAAUUGCUCUUACUGAAAUAGAGGACGUUAUUCACGCUUCCAAACUAAUGAACCUGGAUAAACUUGCUGAAAAAUGUUUCUAUCAAUUAGACCAACAUUUAUCUCCAGAUACUUGCAUUGUGUCAUUGAAGUUAGCCAAGUUGUAUAAUCGAAACCAGUGUGAGUUACAAAGUUAUAUUUUAAAGAACUUCAGAGCUAUAGUUGCCUCUGAUAUGUUUCCAUAUACAGAUCAUGACGAUCUAGUAGAUUAUAUCGAAUUUUUCAGUGCAGGUGAAGAUACCGAAAGAAUCAAAUGGGAAGCAAUUACAAAAUGGGUAAAAUUUCAAUCGGAUCGAAAAGACAAUUUCCCCAGAUUUUUUCAGCUCAUGAACCUGGAUCUGCUAAGUCCACAAUUUCUUCAAGAAAGCGUACGAACCGAACCACUCGUGAACAGCUCCGUAGACUGUAUGAAUAUUAUGAUGGAAAGUUUCCUUCCACAUACAAAAUUGCGACAAAACAUCGUGAAUAACACAGCAACAACUCCAAAAAAUAUUCAUAUAGCAUGCUUGAACAUACGUGAGGAUUCAAUUGAUGCCUUCAAUGUGCGGUCAAAGCGAUGGUGUCGCAUUUCUGGUUCUCCUAUAACAGGACAAUACAAGUUUGGCAGUAUUGGUAGUUGUCUAUAUAUUCUGGGUUAUGAUGGUGAUUUCUUCAUAUUUGACAAUAAAACAGAAACAUGGAUUCGAAAACCAAGCGGAAGUCUUCAUUGCGAACACUUUUUUGUAAUUGAGUUUCAAGGCAAACUGUUUGUGCUAGUAAAGCAUCACACUUUAUGCUAUGAUCCCAUUCAAGAAAUGUGGGAAGCUAAACGUCUGCCUGGUUGUCGGCUACGGUUCUUCUGUGCCGCCUCUUCUGAAGAUUUUAUUUAUUCAGUCGGAGGUGCAAUUGGAACUUUUCGCCAGUGGGAUCAAGCAAGAAGAUAUGACCCGCUACGUAAGAGAUGGGCAAAAAUUGCUUCCAUGAAUAAAGAACGAGAUGGAUCAGCAGCGGCGUAUGCCUGUGAAAAGUUGUACGUACUGGGCGGAGAAUGGGACAAGAAAUACCUGAGUACAGUAGAAUGCUACAACCCGGUCACUAACACUUGGACUAAUAUUAUAAGUAUGUGUUUAACAAGACAUGCUCCUACAGCCUGCGUCUACGAUGAUAAGAUAUAUGUCGUCGGAGGAGCUAGGGAUGAGGAUGGCAAUCCUGAACAAGAUAAUUCUAUAGAAUUAUAUGACGUAAUUUCAGGCAAAUGGGCUAUUAUCUCAAAAGGCAGAAUAUACCCCGGACUCGUGCAAUCAUGCAUUUAUACGAAGGAUAGGCUCUCACCUGGGAAUUCGGUAGAAUCAGGGGAAUGUAAGACACAAUAAAUGAGUGACAAUAUUACAGCGUUAAUGAGUAGUAAUGUAGUGAACACAUGAAAAUAUUAUUUCUCAUAAAUCUAAUUCAGUUAUUGCAAAUAUAAAUACAGAAUAUGUUCAAUUUUUAAUUUUUCAGCGGAAUUACUCAAAUUUAGUUAGAUGAUAAUGUAAUGUUAUCAAAAGUCGAAAUAUACACUUAUAAUCCACAAUAAAGGAAUAUCAGUUAUAU